UUGGCUGGACGCCCGGCUCCCUCUCCGGAUGCGGCUGCCGCCGCCAUUGUGCGGCGCUGGUCCCCAAAGAGGGUUCUCUCUGCGGCGAGUGUCUUGGGCUUUCGCCCUCGCUUCUCGCUCUCUUGUCCGGGGAGCCCGGCGGGUCCGGGACUCCCGUCCGUGCCGGUGCGGGCGCCGGCAUGUGGCUGUGGGAGGAACAGGGGGGCCUCCUGGGCCCGUUCUCCUUCCUGCUGCUGCUGCUGCUGCUGGUAACGCGUAGUCCCUUCAAUGCCUGCCUCUUCACCGGCAGCCUCUACCUCUUGCUGCGCCUCUUCAGCUUUGAGCCUGUGCCCGCCCGCAGGGCCCUGCAGGUGCUCAAGCCCCGGGACCGCGUUUCCGCCAUUGCCCACCGCGGCGGCAGCCACGACGCGCCCGAGAACACGCUGGCGGCCAUUCGGCAGGCAGCUAAGAAUGGAGCAACAGGUGUGGAAUUGGACAUUGAGUUUACUUCUGACGGGAUUCCUGUCUUAAUGCACGAUAACACAGUCGACAGGACAACUGAUGGCACUGGUCGACUGUGUGAUUUGACAUUUGAACAAAUUAGGAAGCUUAAUCCCGCAGCAAAUCACAGGUUAAGGAAUGAUUUCCCUGAUGAAAAGAUCCCUACCCUGAGAGAAGCCGUUGCAGAGUGCCUAAACCAUAACCUCACAAUCUUCUUUGAUGUCAAGGGCCAUGCAAAUAUGGCUACUGAUGCUCUAAAGAAAAUUUAUAAGGAGUUUCCUCAACUAUACAAUAAUAGUAUCGUCUGCUCUUUCUUGCCAGAAGUUAUCUAUAAGAUGAGACAAACAGAUCAGAAUGUAGUAACGGCUUUAACUCAUAGACCUUGGAGCCUUAGCCAUACAGGAGAUGGGAAACCACGCUAUGAUGCUCUCUGGAAACAGUCCAUGUUUACGGUAAUGGACAUUUUGCUCGACUGGAGCAUGCACAAUAUCCUGUGGUACCUGUGUGGAAUUUCAGCUUUCCUCAUACAAAAGGAUUUUGUAUCCCCGGACUACUUAAAGAAGUGGUCAGCCAAAGGCAUUCAGGUUGUUGCUUGGACUGUUAAUACCUUUGAUGAAAAAAGUUACUACGAAUCCCAUCUUGGUUCCAGCUAUAUCACUGACAGCAUGUUGGAAGACUGUGCAUCUCAGUUCUAGAAUUUUCCCCUAGGGAGGAAACGUGGGGACAGAAACUGCCUGCUGGCCUCAUGCAGGGAUAUCAAAAUACCCUUUGUGCUAGCCCCAGCCCUAGGGGAUCAGGUGGUUCACACAAGCAAUAGUUGGUAUUUGCAUUUUUACCUGAACCAGAGCAAAACCUGGUUUUGCUUUCCUUGCUCCAUGGAAUGCCUGACUUCAACACUAUUGCUCUUGAAUAUCUGGGUCUGCAAAAAGGCACAACAGCUCCUGCCCCAGCCUUGCUGAGGCAUACACCGAGACCCAGAGAGGAUAAGCACAGAUUGAGUUGUGCAAUUUGGGGGUGCAGAUGCAAAUGCAUGGGAAAUGCAUGAUCACACAAAGUUGACAUUUUAAAACUUGACACACUUAUGUAAUUUACUUAUUUAAAAUAUUUGUAUUCAGCUACAUUAUCAAUGUACUAUAGACAUCAAACUUGUGACCAUACUAAUAAAAUCAUUAAAAGGAGCACUAAGGGAAAACUGUGUACCAAGCAUCAUGUCCUGAGACAUAAGGAAUUUAGGGAGGCUGCUCCCUGCAAUCCAGGGACCAGUGGCAACAGCCCCCUGUGAGCCAAAGGAAAUGGUAGCUAAGUCUUGAUACCAGUGCAAGGGAUUAUUUAUGGUAUCCUGAAGUAACUACAAACCACUAGGGGGCAGGGUUUUGCUCGUUGGGGCAACUCCAGGGCAGAUGACGGUGGAACUCUAAGGAACAUCCAGAAACACCUAGGCUUAUCCUCCUUUUACAAAUAAGAAAACCAAAACCUGUGGAAGGAAAAGGUCUUCAGAAAUGACACACCUGGUGACACAGCACAGCCUGACCUCAUAAAACUGAAAUCUGCUGUUUGCCAGGAACUUCAGUGUUUUAACAUGCAUCAUCCCAAAUCCCAGAAAACCAUACAGAGGUAUUAUUCCCUUUUUAUGAAUGAGGAAACCAAGGCAUUGAAAACUUAAAGUCACUUACCCAAGGUCUCAGAGUCCUUGGUCCAAAGGAGAUUCAAAUCCAAGCCAAUCUAACCUCAGGGCCCUUGCUCUUAGCCAUUUGCCCUGUCUGCCUUUAUAAUGUAGAGCCCUUAAUUCCAAGCUCUGUGCUCUUUUCCACAUAAGCUUCCAGGGGUCUUACUGUGAACUGAAGUAGCAAUAUCUAAAAUGAAACAGAGUUGGCGCAUCUGGGUGGCUCAGUUGAUUAAGCAUCUGACUUAAUUUCAGCCCAGGUUAUAAUCUCAGGGUGGGGAGAUGGAGACCCACAUCAGGCUCCGUAGCCUGCUUAAGAUUCUCGCCCUCUGCCCCAACUGCUCGCACAUGCAUUCUCUCUCUUAAAAAAAA
This is a messenger RNA of Mustela erminea (ermine), 2515 nucleotides long. RefSeq names its product glycerophosphodiester phosphodiesterase 1 (gene GDE1). Gene Ontology annotation, molecular function: phosphoric diester hydrolase activity. Gene Ontology annotation, biological process: lipid metabolic process. The record is from RefSeq and is a predicted model, not a curated record. The transcript has 6 exons. Bases 180 to 1175 code for a protein of 331 amino acids. Lineage: Eukaryota; Metazoa; Chordata; Mammalia; Carnivora; Mustelidae.